This is a messenger RNA of Anopheles nili, 1110 nucleotides long. RefSeq names its product fibrinogen-like protein A. Lineage: Eukaryota; Metazoa; Arthropoda; Insecta; Diptera; Culicidae. Bases 37 to 1110 code for a protein of 357 amino acids. The record is from RefSeq and is a predicted model, not a curated record. The transcript has 2 exons.
CAGCCUGCACAGUGCGCAUUGAACGAUCGAAGCACGAUGUACGAAUUGUCAAAAGGCCACAGAAUGGUGCUGUCGUUGCUGCUGGUGUCCGCGUUCAUCUCACUCACAUCGGCGACCCUCGUAGCGUCCGAGCAGAACAAUAGCACAUCCAUUCAAGACAGGCUUAGUGCACUCGAGAACAGAAUAACACUCCGAGAUGAGGAGCUCGCUAAAAUGCUUCAAUUGUUACUUGCGAAUCAGAAAGAGAUCCUACGGCUUCUUCAACAGCCAGAUCCAUGUGUGGAGACUUCGUAUGCCACAGACGGUACACAAAAGUUGAGUGGAUGGCGCAGACCCGCGUGUCUACGUGAGCCCAGAUCGAAUAACACACAGUUAACAAGAGGUUCACCGGUAUCAUCAGAUGGUGUGACGCAUCCGGUUGCGUCCGCUUACCAAGAUGUCCGAGCGACAGAUGAUCAACCACGCAGCUGUCGCGAAAUACCUGACGGAAUGUCAGGUGAGGAGACGAUCUACCCAAGCAGCGGUCCUGCUGGUCCAGGUGAACCAAUCGAGGUGUACUGUGAUCAGGACUUCGAGGACGGCGGUUGGAUCGUUAUCCAGAACCGUUUUGAUGGGUUCGUCAACUUCAACCGUAGCUGGGAGAAGUACCGGGAUGGGUUUGGUGACAUCGGCACCGAGUACUGGCUGGGAUUGGACGAGAUCCAUCGGUUGACGGUAGCAGUACCUCACGAGAUCGCCUUCGUCGCAGAAUCCUUCCGAGGUGAACGGCGCUGGGCUAGGUAUAGCUUGUUUGAGAUCGGAGGUGAAACGGACCGUUAUCGACUGCAGAAGCUCGGUGUCUACUCAGGCACGCUUGGAGAUGAGUUCACCUACAACCGAGGUAUGGAGUUCUCGACCUACGACCAAGACCACGAUCAGUACGCCGAUGUGAACUGUGCGCUUCGAACAGCUGCAGGUUGGUGGCAUCGAAGCUGUACCCGUAUCAAUCUAAACGGCAUGUAUGGGAACGAAUCCGGUGUUCGGUUCGCGUACUGGCUCGAUUGGCUACACCUGCAGGGGCUCAAGCGCACUCGCAUCAUGAUCCGGGAGAUCAAAAAACGCCGCAAGUGA